GCUGUUUCUUUCGAAAGCGCACGUUCUUUAUGUAAUAUUUGCGCGCGGAUAUAUCAGUUUUCAUGGUGCGCGUGGUUGGCCCCAAAGUCUCAGAGGCAACUUGUACGAUCAGUUUCCUGUCGAACUCCAUUCGAGUUGGGUGUAUUGAUCAAGCCUUGGUGUUAAUAAUUCAGUGAUCUCUCCUAAGAAUGGUGGAAACUGCUCGACAAGAAGAAAUAAAUUUCCAAAUUCCAGCAGGAUCCAGUACCGAUGAUCACUACCAGCCUUCUGUGAGGAUGCUAAACAUACAAAAGUGUUCAAAUGGUGCCUGUGGCUUCCACUUGUCUCGCAGCAAAUGGGAUCCAUACCCAUGGGUGAGCGGGGUCGAUAAGGAAUCUCCGGCUGAAAUAACCGGAUUGAAGGUUGGAGAUUGCGUUUUAGAGGUGAAUAGUGAAGACGUUUUAGGACUGAGAAUAGCAGAGAUAGCCAAUAUAGUUAGGAGUCGUGCAGACCACGUAACUCUGCUAUUGUGGAGUACAGGAUUAGAUCCUCAGUGCACUCCAGAUUCCCUCUGCUGUGGACCUCUUCCCCAAAAUCUCGAACGUCUAUCUGCCAGCAUGUCAGCUAUUCUGGCUGCAAUGGAAUGCCCUGUAUGCAUGGACACAAUCCCGCCACCGGCAAUCCAGUGCCAGAAUGGACAUCUCGUUUGUGCAAAGUGCAGAAUUCGAGCUGAUAAGUGCCCUAUUUGCCGGGAAAAGUAUAGUAUGGGUAGAUCGUUGAUUGCCGAGCAAGUUUUCAACUCCCUCAGGGAUGCUUUCAAUCUGCAGGAAGCAGAUGGGAAACUACGAGAGAAACUUUUUGGCAUGAAGAAUUCUAAAGUUACAUUUCUUCGAAUCAAUAGCCAUCAGAAUAAGACUUCACAGUCUCCUACACAGAAGCUUCUGGCUAAGCUCAUGGGAAAGGCUACUUCCCUGGAUAACCUGACCACUAGCAAGCAUUUGUCGCCACUUGCGGAAGAUGUUAUUAAUCUCAAGACUAAAUCUUUUUCCUCCAGCGAGAUAUUCAUUCAACCCGAAGCGGUAUCUGUCGUCAGGUGCCCAUCUGCUGUACUCCCGGGAAAACUUUCCUCUACUCUGGGUACUAGACGGCCGCCAUCCUGCCACACAUCCUCGGAGAGUGUAAUAGAGAUUAUUGUGCCAAAGUUAGAUAAUAGCUAUAAGUGUCCCUGUGGUGAGGAAUGUUCUGCUUCUUUGAGUAGUGCAGAACUUCGCCAUCAUGUUAUGGAAGGGCAUGGAGUGCCAAUUUUGACUUUUGGCACAUCUUCAGCUGAGAUAUCCCUACCACCAAGGACACCUGUUGAAAAUGCCUGCCUUCUGUUGCAACUACAGCAGAAAACAUUCUGGUUGCGAUUGGAUACUUCUAAAGGAGAUCUCUUUAUCGCAACCCUGCUUCAGGGUCCUGCUUCGGACUGCUCCAACUACCUCCUGGAAGUCAUUGUUCAGAACACUGCUCCAGAAAAACUAAUGCAGCGUCAAUUGAUAACGAGAACUCCUGUUUACUCCCUGCAAACCUACUCUUGGCACAGUAUCCUGCAAAAUCACAAAGGGAUUCUCUACACUAAAAAGAGCAUAACAUCUACUUUCGAUCGCGAUUCGGACAUACUGCUUCUCAGGGUUUCUGUUAAAAUUAUCAGCGAAAUAGAGUGACUUCAAAGUUAUUUAGCAUCUGCGGUCUGCAUAAAUUUUGGCGAUUUUCAAUGGGAAAGGCGGGUGAAUCUAAACACUUCCAAUAUCGAAUUAAGAACAUUUUUAUUCUUCUCUUUUUUACCUUACUUACAAAUAAACUUUUUCUGCAAU
Messenger RNA from Phlebotomus papatasi, 1835 nucleotides. RefSeq lists its product as uncharacterized. Lineage: Eukaryota; Metazoa; Arthropoda; Insecta; Diptera; Psychodidae. Gene Ontology annotation, biological process: proteasome-mediated ubiquitin-dependent protein catabolic process; multicellular organism development. The transcript has 4 exons. Gene Ontology annotation, molecular function: ubiquitin protein ligase activity; ubiquitin conjugating enzyme binding. The coding region runs from base 189 to 1685 and encodes 498 amino acids. Gene Ontology annotation, cellular component: cytoplasm. The record is from RefSeq and is a predicted model, not a curated record.